This is a messenger RNA of Populus euphratica (Euphrates poplar), 1119 nucleotides long. RefSeq names its product acidic mammalian chitinase-like. The record is from RefSeq and is a predicted model, not a curated record. Lineage: Eukaryota; Viridiplantae; Streptophyta; Magnoliopsida; Malpighiales; Salicaceae. Gene Ontology annotation, biological process: carbohydrate metabolic process; chitin catabolic process. Gene Ontology annotation, molecular function: chitin binding; chitinase activity. Gene Ontology annotation, cellular component: extracellular region. Bases 1 to 1092 code for a protein of 363 amino acids. The transcript is spliced from 3 exons.
AUGGCUUCUCCUAUGGAUGUAGACGAAUCAUAUCCUUCACCACCGGAUCGUAAGGGAAUUAAAGGAGCAUAUUGGCCUUCGUUUGAAGGAUUUGAAGCCUCCUCCAUUGACACUUCAUAUUUCACCCACAUUUUCUAUGCGUUCCUCUUGCCUGACCCCGUGACAUUCAAGCUUAAUGUCACGCCAUUCGACCAACAAAAAAUACCCGGCUUCAUUGAAAACCUACGUACCCGAAAUUCGCCCGUAAAAACCCUACUGUCCAUGGGGGGUGGUGGGGGCGAUGCUAUUGCACUCAUAUUCGCAAACCUAUCCGGUGCCCAAGAAACACGAAAAGUUUUCAUCGAUUCAACCAUCGAAGUUGCUCGAACAUACGGAUUUGAUGGUCUAGACCUGGACUUGGAAUAUCCUGUUAAUGAUCACGAAAUGAUCAACCUUGCUUUGUUACUUCAAGAAUGGCACGAAGCAUUGGUCCAUGAAGCUAGCGCCAGUGGCAAACCACGUUUGCUACUAACUGCUGCGGUCUAUUACUCUUCGCAAUUCACUACAUAUGGUCUGCCUAGAUCCUACCCUGCUGAUUCUAUAAAUAAAUAUGCUGAUUGGAUCAAUCCAAUGUGCUAUGAUUACCAUGGUACACGGGAGAAUUUCACAGGACCAAAUGCAGCAUUAUAUAACCCAAAGAGCAAUGUGAGCACAAGUUUUGGCAUUGGAUCAUGGAUCCAAGCCGGUGUUUCGCCGAAAAAGCUAGUGAUGGGCCUCCAGUUAUACGGCCGGACGUGGAAGCUCUUGGAUCCGAAUGUUAAUGGAAUUGGAACACGUGCUGUAGGGGAAGGACCUGGAGGUGGGAUCUUCGAUUAUUAUCAGGUUCUUGAAUUUGACAAGGAGAACAAUGCAAUAGUCAACUUUGAUGGACAAACUGUGUCCUACUACUCUUAUGCUGGCGGCUUCUGGGUUGGGUAUGAUGACUCCGUAACCAUUGAUUGGGAGGUCCAGUUUGCAAGGUCUCGAGGCUUGGGUGGAUACUUUUUCUGGGCUUUGGGCCAGGAUAAGGAUUGGAUUAUCUCAAAACAAGCUUCGAACUCUUGGGAUCGCUGAGAAAAGUUGCAGCUUCGAAGACGUGGG